Fonsecaea multimorphosa CBS 102226 is the source of this 1041-nucleotide messenger RNA. RefSeq lists its product as uncharacterized. Lineage: Eukaryota; Fungi; Ascomycota; Eurotiomycetes; Chaetothyriales; Herpotrichiellaceae. The transcript is spliced from 3 exons. The coding region runs from base 1 to 1041 and encodes 346 amino acids. The record is from RefSeq and is a predicted model, not a curated record.
AUGAAGACCAUCGUGUUUAUUGGGGGCACCGGCGCGCAAGGGAGUGCCAUUAUCAAGAUUCUCUCUUCGACCAAUGAAUACAAAAUUCUCGCCCUGACACGUAGCACUACUUCGUCAGCCGCCCAGGAUAUUGGACAUCUUCCCAAUGUGGAACUGAUCGAAUCCAAAGCAACGUUCGGUUAUGACGUUGACCAAUUCUCUAAGGCUGCUCAACGAUCCGACUACGCCUUCAUCAACACUGAUGGUUUCGCCCUUGGAGAGCAAGCUGAGACAUACUGGGGCAUUCGGCUUUUUGAGUUGUCUGCCAAAGCUGGCGUGAAACACCUCAUCUGGAGUGGUCUCGACUACAACGGAAAGAAGACUGGAUACGAUCCAAAGCUCUACGUCGGGCAUUAUGAAGGGAAGGCGAGAGUCACAGAAUGGAUGCGGUCUCAGGGAACCAGUCCAAUGGGUUGGACCGUGAUCAAUUCAGGACCCUAUAUUGAAAUGCUUUGGGAGCUCCUUCUCCCGCAAAAGGGCAAUGACGACGUGUACAGGUUCAUGCUACCUCUCUCCAAAGGGGCUAUUCCCUUCGUCCACCUCGACGACUUUGGGCGCUAUGUUGCAUGGAUAUACGCCAAUCGCGCCGAGGCAAACGGCAUGGUCCUCGGCAUUGCUAUUGCCCAUGUUUCAGGUCCUGAACUUGCCCGAGCCUUCACAGCUGCAAGUGGCAAGAAGGCUGAAUAUGUCGAUGUGCCCGCAGAAGAGCACUCUGAGAAACGCUGGAAGCAUUUGCCGAAGGGUUCGAACACCAAGGUUGGAUCUGCGUCUGUCAAAGACGAUAACGCUCUCUUGCAGACGUUUGGAGAGAACUUCAUCAAUUGGUGGCACCUGUACCAGAAUAGUGCAGACAACAAAGGGGUGAUCCAGCGCGACUAUGCUUUGCUGGACCGGAUUCUGCCUGACCGGGUCAAAAGUGCUGAAGAGUGGAUGAAGAAGGUUGGGUAUGAUGCCACCAGGCGUAUCGUCCUCAGGUCCUCGGAACGGAGGCCUCCAGCGUAG